Xenopus laevis (African clawed frog) is the source of this 1324-nucleotide messenger RNA. It is a transcript of the gene adh1c.L, whose product is annotated as alcohol dehydrogenase 1-like. The transcript is spliced from 9 exons. The record is from RefSeq and is a predicted model, not a curated record. Bases 86 to 1216 code for a protein of 376 amino acids. NCBI's taxonomy places the organism in Eukaryota, Metazoa, Chordata, Amphibia, Anura, Pipidae.
CUUUUAUGUGUCUUGAGCCAAAUCAUAUCACCCUUAGAAACCGUUUCACUUCAGUUCCCUUUAAUUGUUUGCAAAAACACAGAGAAUGGAUACAGCAGGAAAGGUGAUAAAAUGCAAAGCAGCUGUGAUAUGGGAAAAAAGUGCACCCUUCUCUAUUGAGGAAAUUGAAGUGGCCACCCCAAAAGCCCAUGAAGUCCGCAUAAAGAUUAUUGCUACUGGUAUUUGCCGGUCAGAUGAUCAUGCAGUUGAGGGGAAACUAAGUAAUGUAAAAUUCCCAAUAAUUCUUGGCCAUGAAGCUGUUGGCAUUGUAGAAAGCAAUGGAGAAAAUGUUAAGCACAUUAAGCCAGGGGACAGAGUCAUCCCACUUUUUGUACCACAGUGUGGACAGUGUAUGUGUUGCAAAGAUUCAAGGAGUAAUAUCUGCAUUGCCGCCAAAUUAAAAAAAUCUGUAGGAGUCAUGUCUGAUGGCACCACCAGAUUUACCUGCAGAGGGAAACAAAUCUACCACUUUGUGAACACCAGCACCUUUACUGAAUACACAGUAGUUGAGGAAAUGGCAGUUACUAAGAUUGAUAGUGGUGCAUCUCUGGAUAAUACAUGUCUCAUUGGAUGUGGUUUCUCCACUGGAUAUGGGUCUGCAUUAAAUACUGCAAAGGUGCACCCAGGAUCUACAUGUGCCAUUUUUGGCUUGGGAGGUAUAGGGCUUGCUGUCAUUAUGGGUUGUAAGAUAGCUGGGGCUGGUCGCAUCAUUGGAGUAGAUGUCAAUCCUGACAAAUUUAACAUAGCAAAGGAACUAGGAGCCACUGAGUGUAUAAACCCCAAGGAUUAUGACAAGCCAGUAGCACAAGUGAUUCUGGAGCAGACUGGAGGUGGCGUAGACUAUGCAUUUGAAUGUGUUGGCCACAUUGAGACCAUGCUAGCUGCCCUGAACUCAAGUCACUUUGCAUAUGGCACCACAGUUAUAGUUGGAGUGUCUGCACCUGAAUCAACCAUUACCUUUGAUCCAAUGAUCCUGCUGAGUGGGCGCACACUGAAAGGCUCUGUCUUUGGAGGCUGGAAGAGUAAGGAUUCUGUUCCACAACUGGUUUCAGACUCUAUGGCAAAGAAAUUCGACCUGGAAAAGCUGGUGACACAUCGAUUACCAUUAGAUAAAAUUAAUGAAGGGUUUGAUCUUUUACAUUCUGGCAAAAGUAUUCGAACAAUCUUGUUGGUUUAAACAAUGGAAAAAGUUGCAUUUACCAGCACAGAAUAAUCUAAGAUGUACUUCUUCAUGUCAAAGAAUCCAGAUGUAUUGCUUGAAAUAAUAAAGCCAAAGACAAUUUAA